This is a messenger RNA of Trichobilharzia szidati, 1179 nucleotides long. Lineage: Eukaryota; Metazoa; Platyhelminthes; Trematoda; Strigeidida; Schistosomatidae. The record is from the annotation of a GenBank genome assembly.
UCGAGAUACUGCGUAACCAUGCAUAAAUUUACUUUUCGUUUUCCGUCAAGAUUCCAAAAAUAUUUCAAUGGUCCUAAAAAACUGAUGUUUGUUACAAAUGUCCCGAAGAAGGUGUUUAAAUUUAAACCAAUUUGGGCGACAUGUGGCCUUUUUAGUGCAUAUUUCGGCUUUUUAUUCCUUACGGACACAGAAGAUACACCGGAAUACUAUCCGCGUUAUUUCAGCGCAACUAUCCUACGAUAUUUUCCGUUGAAUGGUCUAUCUAAAGCUUGGGGUCGAAUUGCUCAAUGUUAUAUUCCAGAACCAUUAAGACCUAUUGUCUAUCAUUCAUAUGCUAAAUUUUUCCAGUGUGAUUUAAGUGAAGUGGAAAAUCCUAAUUUAACAAGUUAUUCAUGUUUAUCAGAAUUUUUUAUACGCAAAAUUUCUGCAGAGAAAAGACCUAUACACCAAACAGCAACCUUAGUUAGUCCUGUCGACGGUAAAAUACUCCACUGUGGUGUAAUUGAUCCCCGUAGACCAGUGCUAGAACAAAUCAAAGGUGUCCAUUAUUCACUUGAUGAAUUUCUUGGCCCAAUCGUCCAGUUGAAUCAUUCUAACCCGCAAAAGACAGAUAGUACACUUUACCAAUGUGUUAUUUAUCUGGCUCCGGGUGAUUAUCAUCGUUUUCAUAGUCCUGUUGAUUGGAUGCCUACAGUUAGACGACAUUUUCCAGGUAGAUUGCUUUCAGUUCGUCCUAAUCUAGCUGGACGCUUGCCCGGCUUAUAUGCAAUCAAUGAACGUGUAGUUUAUCUCGGUGAAUGGAAUCACGGUUUAAUGUCAUUCACAGCUGUUGGUGCAUUCGGUGUUGGAAAUAUUCGUGUCAACAUCGAUCCUACAUUGAGUACAAAUAAAAAGCAGGAUAAUCCACUGCGUUAUCGUUUUACAAAUCUUGUGAGAAGAACAAUUAACCAAGAAUAUAAUCCACCAUAUUUAGAGGCAAUAUUUACAAAUAAUAAUAAUGAUAACAAUGAUAAUAAUAAUAGUAAUAGUGUGAAAUUGAAUAAAGGCGAUGAGCUAGGUCAUUUCUGUUUAGGUUCUACAGUUGUCUUAAUAUUUGAAGCGCCUAAAAAUCAAUUGAAAUGGUGUGUCACACCUGGUCAACGAAUUAAACUUGGCGAACCAAUCAUUAUGGAUUGUUAA